GGUCAACGUUGCCGCCUGGUGCCAAAACAAUUGCGUCCCGCAUGUCUAGGUGGAGCGACCGGUAGUUGGAAAAAUCCCCGAACUCACAUUUCCCACUCCCGGUCAGCCGGAAACUUGUUUGGUUCAUCGGUACGUCAAGUUUCACAUGCGCUACCAGCGUACGACUUCAGAAACGACUUGCGAAGUAAUGAAGGAACUGAAGACAAGCGUUUGGGGGACAUACCUAGCUCGGCGUUACAUACACUAUGGCAGAGCAAUGCCGUAGCGCAACUGGCUCGAGUGCUCCUACCGUUUGCAUCGUUGCUCGGUCCAAGCUCCGUGGUGACAGACACCUCUUUCCAAGCGUGAUUUAGGGAUGUUUCUAAUGGUCGUUCGAGGCCGAGAUCGGUGUGCGGGAAGUGCGAAUGGCCUCAGGAAUCUAUUUUGUUCGGAAACUUGGUAGAGGAAACAGCGGUAGUCCUGAUGCUUGCGUCUUCUACGAGCAUUGCCGGCAAUCGCUCGGAAUUAAUGCACUUCCGGGUCGGACAAUUAUCUGAACUCUCGAAACAGCUUCAGGCAACGAGAUACUUGUGGACAAAUCUUGCUUUUGGCCCGGUGUGCGCCAGAUAAACACUCCCAACACUCCUCAAGAAGCCGUGCUUCGGCCCAUCGAGCACGAUACAGGUGCCGAGCCGAACGCAGAACCCUUGCUGUCGAUAGAUCCUUCUGUGGUUCUAGCUCACGGGGACAUUCGAGCUAUUCUUGACCACUGCAGGCCCGGUUGUGCUCAUUUUCGUGACAAAUGCACAAAUUUGGGCGCAUAUUCAUGCAAUAUCCAUGCAGAAUAAGGAUCUGGCAAAUGGCCAGAAGCUCCUCGAUUCCAUCCAUUGGUCAAGACAGAGCGUUGUUUCUCGUGCGCCGGUUGCUUGCAACUCGGGGAGUCCAGUCUAGGUUGUUUCUUUGAUCCGUUCACUAUAAUGAGAGAAUGGGCGGAGCGCAGUCUCCGUCGGAGCGAUCGGCGUUUUCCUUGCUGAAUCCAGUCUUCGGCCGAAGCAGAUUCUGAUCUCGCGCAGCAGGUCCAGCCACGCGGAUCGUGUCAUGACAGUCAUAAGGUCUUGCAAGUGGGCGG
Molecule: messenger RNA, 1108 nt
Organism: Mycena citricolor
Lineage: Eukaryota; Fungi; Basidiomycota; Agaricomycetes; Agaricales; Mycenaceae
Source: the annotation of a GenBank genome assembly